GGAAAUGUUGAAUACAGUUUUAGAAACAGUUGUUGGAUUGUGAAUGUGUGAUCUUUCAGGGAUGUUCAGGAGCACUCUUAUUUAAUGGCUAUAACUGUCUAAAUGCACCCAUCAUUAGUCUACACUGACUGAGAGGUGGAUGAAGAGUUCGUUUGUUAAAGGCAGUGUUCUCAUGUGUGCUGGAGGAUGUGUGAAAGUCAUGUCUAUGUAGUUUUACUCAUAACUGUGACGCAUGCUCAGCUCAGUUCAGCUCAGCCCGCUGAUUGUGCUGAUUGUGUUAAUGAAGGUAAUCAGACAACAGGCCUCAGCUGGAGUGUGUGAGUGUGUGUGUGUUUAUCUCGCAGCUGCUCAUCCUCUUCCUCAUGUCAGCGUGUGUUCUGCUUCAGCAUGGGCUAUGUGUUGCUGUUUUUGCUGCUGGUGUGUGUCCCGGUGGUCUUCCCGCAGGGUCUCCGCUGCCUCUUCUGUCCGGUAACGGCGCUGAACGGCUCGUGUGUGCCGGUAGUGACCGAGUGUCCGGUGCAGGAGCUCUGCUAUACCGCGGACGGCCGCUUCGGGCGCUCCUCCGUGCUCUUCAGAAAGGGCUGCAUGUUGAGGACGGACUGCAGCCGCUCCAGACACGAGAUCAUCCGGGGAAACAACAUCAGCUUCAGCUUCUCCUGCUGCGGGGGACACUACUGCAACUCCCAGCCGAGAGCGGAGCCCGGAGGCCGGCUACUGCUGCUGCUGCUGGCCGCUGCUGCGCUCACCGCCGCCGGGGCACUCUGACGGAGACACACACACCAGAGUAAACAGACAGCAGGCUAAACUACUGCACUAAUCUGGCCGUCAUCAAGCGGUCAGUGACGGUGAGCUGGACACAAGCACAGGCUGAACUCUGCUUAUAUGCCCUUUAUAUGUUGAUUCUGUUUUUAAUGAGCUCCAUUAAACUGUGUGACCCUUUUAAA
Molecule: messenger RNA, 944 nt
Organism: Danio aesculapii
Lineage: Eukaryota; Metazoa; Chordata; Actinopteri; Cypriniformes; Danionidae
Gene: bncr
Product: bouncer
Exons: 1
Coding region: 388-765 (125 amino acids)
Source: RefSeq, a predicted model, not a curated record